AUGUCAACUUCAAUCACUCCAAACCGUCAACAACCAUCAAAACAAUCAAAUCAAUAUGCCAAUUUAUCACAACAACAAGCCAAGAUAAUGGAUUUUAUCAAACGUUUUGGAGAUGCAAAUAAAGAUGGAUCAGGCGUUCAUGUAGAACAAAUCCGUUCGUCAAUUAAACCUGGACAAGAUUUUAUGAGUGAUAUACAAUUUUUGUUGGAUGAAGGAAAAAUUUAUACAACUUUGGAUGAUGACCAUUUUUCGAUUAUUGAUGAAUGUUGA
Messenger RNA from Meloidogyne enterolobii, 270 nucleotides. The record is from the annotation of a GenBank genome assembly. NCBI's taxonomy places the organism in Eukaryota, Metazoa, Nematoda, Chromadorea, Rhabditida, Meloidogynidae.